CCCAGUGCGCAUGCUCCAUAGAAAACUCCAUUAUUUUUUUUUGCACGGAAUCUGCAAGAAAAAAUAAUAACUGUGAAAUAGAGAUUAAAAGGUGCAUCGGAUGAGCUCCAUUUUUGCUGAACAUACACCAGCUUGAUCGAACAGUGUCUGGAGAUAACGACUGAAUAAUUUGGCGACACGAUCAGACAUCCUUGGGUCUUGGGACACUCCAGAAUCAAUCGAACUGUGGCCUUAGUGUCAGCUGCAGAGUUUUGGAGGAGUUGACCUCUGAAGCAGGGUCAGAAGACUUAGUUAGUUCUUGGAGAGUUCUGCAAGGUGUUGGAGGGUGGUUGGCAGAGUCUGUGUGUGCUUCUCCCCUGACACAAUGGCCUUCAAACGGUGGAUACCAUAGCCAAUAAUAUAUUUGGCAUUUCAAAGAUGACAAGGUGUUCGGCGACGCAGAUAGCUAAUUAGCACAGUUGGUCGACUCUGUUUUCCGUAAACAGACGCUGUAACAUGGAAAUAUGGCCGUGUGGGAACCCCAACCCUAUAAAGGUGCUGCAAAGCAGUUUUUACAAAAUGAUGGGAGGCAGUGAGAGUGGCAGUGGAGACAAGGAUGGAGUUCACACUGUGGCAAUACAAGUCCCCAUUGGCUGGCAGAGGAGAGCGAAGGAGGGACUUGUGGUGUAUGUAAGUCCAAGUGGUGCAGUCCUGUCUUCACUGGAAGAGGUUAAGUCAUAUCUGUUGACCGAUGGCACAUGCAAGUGUGGCCUGGAGUGUCCGCUGGUCAUCCACAAGGUGUUUAACUUUAGCCUAGGGGUCAAAAUUCAACAGCACAGCCAGCCGGUGGGGAAGGCAGAGCAGGACAUGACAAAGCUCUGUAACCAUCGGAGGAAAGUGGUUGCCAUGGCAGCGCUCUGUCGCAGUAUGCAGGCUUCACAACUGCCCUAUGUUGCCCGUCACACAGAGGUCACCAGUGGCAUUAUGGAGAACAGAGAUCCUAAGAGGAUGAGAGUGGACAGGGAAGAAAAAGAACGUGGCACUUACACCUCCAAACACCAUCUAGUCCAGUCCAGGCCCAACAAUAACCUCCACCCCAACUCUUGUGGCAGUCCUAAAAAUUCUCCCCAACUUGUGUAUUCUUACAAUGGUUCCUCACCCCUCUCACACAAUAGCACUAACUCUUAUCACACGCCUGAUAUUUUGAGGAGACUGCCACCUCCUCUCAAUCUCCUCCCCAACACCUCUCCAUUCUCCAGCUAUGGGGCACCUCAGAGGUCCCCACGCACACCAACGCCUCAGAACCUGAGUCAGGGUCAGAGGGCACCACAGACUCCAGAAGCCCUCAGAUCUCCUCAUGUGGGGCCCCUCUCUCCCCCUCCUCCCUCCUCCCCUGGGACACUGGGGAGGGGAGGGCAGAGUCAUCAACAUGGUAUCAUCGUUGGGUCUCCCCUGUCCCCCUCAUGUUCCCCCUCUCCCUCUGUGAGUAUGAACUGCCCCUCUCCCCACCAGCGCUCACGCCACCCGUCCGCCUCUUCCGCUCACUCUGAGCAGGGGGUGGGAGGGGUGGUGCUUGGUGGCUACCCCCCCAGAAGGAUAUCCUCUUCAUCCUCACACUCUCCUAUACCAGGGGGGUCCCCUAUCCUCCAUUUCUCAAAAUACAAGCUUGAGGAUAUCUUAGAGCAGUUUAAGAACUCAGGCAACACUAGCACUAAUAAUCACAUCCUUCACCCAAACUCACUGAGCAACCAAAACAAUCCUCAUAUCCUCUCUCUAGCUCUUGAAAAGGUUGGGAGGCCCACAAAGGCACCUGCUUCUGCCUCAGGCAUGGAGAUCAGUGCUGGUUCUUCUGGUUUGCCUCUUGGACAGUUCUUGAACCACCAGAAGCAACCCCACCCAGCUUCUUUUCCUGCCAGUAGCCUCCUCUCGGCAGCAGCCAAGGCCCAGCUGGCCAGCCAGAUGACUCACAACCAGAGCUCCAAUUCGCGCAGCAUCCUCAGCUCAGCCCUCUCUUUGGAGGUCUCGAGGGAGUCUCAGCAAUUGAAGGUAACAAACAGCACUUUACACAACAGCCUUCCCUCAAUCGCUAGGCCCCUGCCUGCAGCCUCCCCCCUGCUUUCCUUCUCCCAGCCCCUAGCCUCCAGUCCCCUUCACCUCUCCCGUACGGACCGGACAUCCCACAGGAAGCGGCAGCGGCGUUCGCCCACAGUGCUCAGCAUGCUGAAGGAGUCCCAGAUGACUGGUCCCAGAACCCCCGGCGACGUGCUCAACCUCUCCUCGCACUCUCAACCCUCCUCUACCUCAGCCUCGCCCUACCCCGCCAUGUUAGAGAACCACCUCCAGGCCCUAAGGCUCUCAGUCCGGCACUCUGGCACACUGGCAGGGCCACAGAAGCAGACUGACGGUGCCCUGGAUUUCACAACAAUCAUGGCAGGUCAACCGGAUCCCCCCACCCAGCCUCUCUCCGCUCUGCUUCACCUGCUCAGUGUGCAGAACGCUCAAGCCACUGGAGCCCAGCCCGGCUCUGGACACUGUACAGGAGGCAUGAGGCAGAGCCCCAGGCAGUCUCCCUCACCCUCCCAUUUAAACAUCAGACCAUUCUCCAUGCAGUCCCCCACUCAUCACAGUACCACACAAGGCCCAUCACAGCCCCUCUCUCCCUCUCAGUCAAAGUCCAGGCGAUGUAAUGCACAGUCUCCGUCUCGACCACAUACGAGGACCAGUCCCAAACAGAGACGGUCUCCCUCCAUGGCCCUGUCCAACGCUCAGUCAGCACAAUAUCGCAGUAGCCCAUCGCCAACCCCACACACCCCUAAUAGGCUGUGGCAGGCCCAAAACCAACCUAUAGAUGCCACCACCAUCCAGUCACCCAUGGGCCAGGCCUUUCCUGAAGUCAGUGAAUCAAUGGAGAUGGAGAGCAUGUCAACACUAGGCCCUGGUCUCAACAGCACCUCCACCUCCAACCAUAGCAGCAGCGUCCCCAGCUACAGCAGCACCACCUCCCCCAGACCCCUGGAUCUCAGUAACCACAUGCUGGCACUGCUGGCAGCCUCUUCCACCACACCUCUUGGGGAGGGGGGCCUGGACAGAACCACCGGCAACAACAUUACAGGGGUGCAAGAGCCUCAGAGUGUUGAUCAUCAGGGCUCCACAGUGACCAAACCCCCAGGAGGCUGCAGCCCCCAGGCCCUGGGGGACUCCACUUGCUCCUUACCCCUGGCUGAAGCCUUCCCCUUCAUGAGCCAGGAGCAGCUUCUCCAGCUUCUGUCUGCCACGGCCGGCCUGCCCUCCCUCCUGGACCCCACCAUCCUGGGCUCUCUGCCCCUGGGCCUGUGGCUGGGUGGGCAGCAGGGUCACCUCCCCAUCUCCAACACACCUCAGCAACACCAUCAACUGCCCGAUCAACAACUACUACAACAAUCAGAACAACAACUACUUUUACAGCAUGAACAUCACCAAGAGCAACAGCAGAAACAACACCAGACUGCCCAUCUGAACCACAACUUUCCAUUUAGCUUAUUCCCCUGUCUAAUGGGAGGUCAGGGAGAGCUGCCUCUGAAUCUCCUGGGCCUGUUGAACCCACUGCUACCCCCUUCUGCUGCCCCUACCCCAGGCCAGGAGUGUGAUCUGGGGAUGGGGGAGAAACUGGGCCUCCAGGCUCUCCUCAUGGCCUCCCUGCUACUAGGCCAGCAGCAGACUGCCAUGUUGCCCCUGUCUGGGCUUGGCCAGCUGAGCCUGGACCUCCCCUUCCGGCAGCACAUCCCAGCCCUGUUGGACGGUUUGUCUCUGGAUAAAGGGUCUGGACUCCUGGACUCGUCAUCCCUCCCCGGCCCUGGGCUCCUUGAGGCCCUCCAGGGCCUGCUUCCCCCAGCCGAUGGGCCCCUCCAGGCCCUGCAGUCGCUCCUGCUCUCCACCCCCCCUGCCUCCCCCGGCCUUCCUCUCCCUCAGCCCUGAUCUGCUAACUGCUGCCCUGGGCUCUACUGGCUUCCCGCCUGCCCCUCAUCUCCCCCCUAACACAGCAACCCCAACAACCCCCACCUCAGGUCUCAGCUUCAGGCCAUGAUGGGGGGAUGGACACCCUAAUCCCCCUGUCUGUCCAGGGAAAGGACAACCCUGUCCUCCACCAGUUACUGCCUACUCUCCUCAACCCUGGGGUUCUAGGAGACCUGUCUGCUCUGACCAGCCUCCACAGUCUUCUGGGGCUAGGUGCAGGCCCUCUCUUCCUGCCCCCCGUACAGGCCUCUGCCUUGGGCAUGCCUCUGCUCCAGGGCCCUGAUGGGGCCAUCAACCUCCUCAACAACAUCCAG
This is a messenger RNA of Salmo salar (Atlantic salmon), 4286 nucleotides long. NCBI's taxonomy places the organism in Eukaryota, Metazoa, Chordata, Actinopteri, Salmoniformes, Salmonidae. The record is from RefSeq and is a predicted model, not a curated record.